Messenger RNA from Octopus sinensis (East Asian common octopus), 633 nucleotides. RefSeq names its product protein spinster homolog 2-like. The transcript has a single exon. The coding region runs from base 1 to 633 and encodes 210 amino acids. The record is from RefSeq and is a predicted model, not a curated record. Gene Ontology annotation, cellular component: membrane. Lineage: Eukaryota; Metazoa; Mollusca; Cephalopoda; Octopoda; Octopodidae. Gene Ontology annotation, biological process: transmembrane transport. Gene Ontology annotation, molecular function: transmembrane transporter activity.
AUGACAUAUUUAUCCUCACUUGCUCAAGAAGACAGUAUUGAGUUAUUUUUGGUUUGUCGAGCAUUUGUUGGCAUUGGAGAGGCAUGUUUUGUUGCAGUGGUCCCUACAAUCAUUACUGAUCUUUUUGAACAAAAAAAUCGUGCUAUUGCUUUUGGAGUCGUUUCUCUGACCAUUCCAGUGGGCUCGGGGAUUGGUUAUAUAACCGGUUCUGUCAUAUCCGAACACCUCGGAUGGAAAUGGGCCUUUCGAAUCACCCCAAUAUUCGGAGCCUUUCUUGUCCUUAUCAGCUCCAUUUUGCUCUACGAGCCCGAAAUUGGUCAAAAUGACGAUUUUUUGACAAAAACCACAACCAGUUAUUCUAAAGACUUGAAAGUAUUAUUCACCAACAAAACAUAUCUCCUAAUCUUGUUGGGAUGUAUUGGAGUCACAUUUUCCGGAGGGGCUCUUGGGUUUUGGAUCCCCGCAUAUGCACAAGUGGUUCUCCAACACAUGUCUCCUAACACAGUGACUACAAUUUGCGGAGUCAUCAUUUGCUGUGCGGGACUGACUGGUAUAUUCUUUUUGUCACAUCAAAGGUGUGUUCAUCGGGUCACUUCUCUCAAAGAAACUCCAGCCAAUAUCUGUCUCAUAUGA